UCCUUUUAAGCCAUUUGAUUAGUCUCUUAAUUUAUUUGUUAAUCGUGAUUAGCUAUUCUCUCUCCCUCUCUCUCUCUCUCUGUAGGUUAACGUUAUUGUUGAUCUCUUCUUGUUUGCAGGAGGUGAUCUUCAAACGUUAAACAAAGAGAAGAGGAAAGGGAGAAAAAAUGGCGGCCAUGAACUCAUCAUCUUUUGGUGUGGUUGCAAUUAUUGCCACCUUUUACGCUAUCGUUCUGCCCGUGGCUCGUGCGACCAGCUUGGCUCCUGCACCGGCACCGGCACCGGCACCGACAUCGGUUUCGGCAUUAACAAGCGAUGGGACAACAAUAGACCAAGGGAUAGCAUACGCUCUAAUGCUGCUGGCAUUAGUGCUCACAUAUCUCAUCCACUAAAUUGUACCGUCCGAUGAUCGAUGAUGAUAGAGAUGGAGGGAAACGGACGGUGCAAGAUCAAGCAAGGAUAAUGUAAAAUCAAUUUGCAAAUUGGACAAGAGUACAUUUAUUUGAGGACUUUGUUGAAUAUUCUUCCAUGUAUAUUGGUUCUCCAACGUUAAAUUUCAUUAAUUAGUAUAUUAAUUUGUAAAUUUCUUGUUUUUCUUCGGUUUAAUAUGACCAAAAGAAAAUACUGGAUGUAGCCAUAUUGGUUAAAACGAAUGUGCUCUCCACAUACACCUAAAUGACAAAUCUUUCUUCCA
Molecule: messenger RNA, 694 nt
Organism: Malus domestica (apple)
Lineage: Eukaryota; Viridiplantae; Streptophyta; Magnoliopsida; Rosales; Rosaceae
Source: RefSeq, a predicted model, not a curated record